CCCACAUCCACGUCUACCUACCAUCACCCCCCGAGCCCUAUCAGGCAGUCAACCACAGUAGGACUCCCAACGCGAGAGCUCCUCCUAUCCCGCUGUAGCUUCCUUCUCGUCCCUUCAGCGCCGAAUUCCUCCAGCUGCCACGAUGGCGAACCAAACUCCGGCCGUUGUCAUGGACAACGGCACGGGCUACACCAAGCUAGGUUUCGCCGGCAAUGACUCCCCGUCCUUCGUCUUCCCCACCGCGAUUGCCACCAAGGGCCCGACUGGUGGCGCUGGUGGCUCGGGGUCCGGCCGCCCGGCCAUUGCGAACAAGCCGUCGUUCCUGACGGGCGGAGCGGGUCCGGGCGGACACCUCUCCGCGAAGCGUGGAACUGAAGACCUGGAUUUCUUCAUAGGAGACGAAGCUCUGGCUGCCUCAGCUGGUCCUGGCUAUGGCAUCCAUUACCCCAUCCGUCAUGGUCAGAUUGAGAACUGGGAUCUGAUGGAGCGCUACUGGUCCAACUCGAUGUUCAAGUACCUCCGCGUCGAGCCCGAAGACCAUUACUUCCUCCUGACGGAACCCCCUCUCAAUCCGCCCGAGAACCGCGAGGCCACCGCUGAAAUCAUGUUUGAGUCCUUCAACUGCGCCGGCCUCUACAUUGCCGUACAAGCUGUGCUCGCCCUCGCAGCUUCAUGGACUUCCUCGAAGGUCCAGGACCGCUCGCUCACCGGUACUGUCAUUGACUCAGGUGAAGGUGUGACCCACGUCAUUCCUGUCGCGGAAGGCUAUGUUAUCGGAUCCAGCAUCAAGAGUGUUCCGAUUGCUGGCAGGGAUAUUACAUACUUUGUGCAGCAAUUGCUGCGUGACAGAGGCGAGCCGGACAGCAGCUUGAAGACGGCGGAGAGGAUAAAGGAGGAGUUCUGUUACGUGUCCCCGGAUAUCGUCAAGGAGUUCUCUAGGUACGACAGAGAGCCUGACAGGUUCGGCAAGCACGAAGUCAAGUACCCCAACGGCCGUAGCGUGACGGUCGACGUCGGAUACGAGCGCUUCCUGGCCCCCGAAAUCUUCUUCAACCCGGAGAUUUACUCCAGCGACUUCUUGACGCCUCUGCCCAACAUUGUCGAUACUGUUAUUCAGACGAGUCCUAUUGAUGUCAGACGUGGUCUGUACAAGAACAUCGUUUUGUCUGGUGGUUCGACUUUGUACAAGGACUUUGGUCGCCGUCUUCAGCGCGAUAUCAGGCACCUUGUGGAUGCGCGUAUCAAGGCUUCCGAGGCGCGCAGCGGUGGUGCCAAGAGUGGAGGUCUCGACGUGCAGGUCAUCACGCACAAGAGGCAGAGGCACGGUCCUUGGUUCGGUGGUAGCUUGCUCGGCCAGACCCCCGAGUUCAGGAGCUACUGCCACACGAAGGCUGAGUACGACGAGAUUGGACCCAGCAUCGUCCGAAGAUUUGCUCUGCUGGGUGGCCCUGGCAGCACUUGAGAUGCAAGUGCAGAUGUCUGAGUGGCCUGGUUAGGAAGCACUGCAUCCACGCCGAGCGCGCGGGGCAAGGUGGGUACGGCGUGCACUCGGUGGAUGUAGGAGUUGGGAGGAAGCAGCAGCAUUGCCUCGGCAACGGGCAAAAAUGUAGACAGCAUGCGCGAUGCGCGUGGAGUUUGGGAGAGUAAAGCAGGAAUUUCAAGUUAUCAAAACAGCAGGCGUUCCAUUGCAGAUAGGUCGGUGAAAGUCGUGAGCCCUGGGU
Aplosporella prunicola CBS 121167 is the source of this 1721-nucleotide messenger RNA. RefSeq lists its product as uncharacterized. The record is from RefSeq and is a predicted model, not a curated record. Gene Ontology annotation, cellular component: actin cortical patch; Arp2/3 protein complex. Gene Ontology annotation, molecular function: actin filament binding. The coding region runs from base 143 to 1462 and encodes 439 amino acids. Gene Ontology annotation, biological process: Arp2/3 complex-mediated actin nucleation. The transcript is spliced from 6 exons. NCBI's taxonomy places the organism in Eukaryota, Fungi, Ascomycota, Dothideomycetes, Botryosphaeriales, Aplosporellaceae.